UGGAGUGUAGUGCGUGAAUGAACUAUAGUUCUAUGUGUACAAGAUUUCAUUUUUGUAUAACCAAAGUAAUCGAAUGCCAGAUAAAAUCACAAAAUCCAGAAUACACAAGUCAACAGUCAUCUCUAAGGACAACAGAUGGUAAUUAUCGAUAACGGUGAAAUUCAAUCAAAGGUGGCACUACUAACAAAUGUCAACUGAUUAUGGAUACUAUAAAAUUCGAUUGUAAGUUCAAACAAACGAACAGUCUUGUCGAGUCACAUGGUCAACACCUGUCUGCAACAAUUUGUACAAUAUGUCAAAAAACGCAUUUUAUUUCUUUAUGCUUGAUUGGCAAAGACGACAACAACGACGUGGUGAAACUUUUAACAGUUUAAAAGAUGUUGCAGCGGAUCCAAGAUGCAGUGAAGAAUGGAAGAAUAUUUCACCACAAGAAAAAGGAAUUUAUAUUGCCAAAGCAAAAGAUAGCAAAAUUAAAGCUCAAGGAAGUAUGAGUAAGAAGACUACAAUUGGAGAAGAUUUGAGUGAAGUAGAAUUAAAUGCAAAAAAAGAACAAGAGUUCCAACAAAAAAUGCUACAAUACAUAGAUUCUGUUGUUUCUAUGGGUUUAUUACAUAACAAUUUACAAAAAUUAAAAUUUAUAUUUAUACAUGUAAACUGGUUCUACAAAAGGGAAAUAGGAAUUAAUAAAUGUGAGUUUUGUCCAGCAGAAUUUGCAGUUGCUCAAUUUAGCCUUGAAAAUGGUGUUGAGAAUAUAUAUCAUGAAGUGCUGAAGAUGAAAAUACCAUUAGGAUGGAAAAGAGAUGCAAUUGAAACUAGUCAACAAACGCACCAAAUCCCCAUAGAAUUAGAAGAUGGACAAAGUGACUUUUCAUAUAUGUUUAAUGAGUUGACCAAAUUUUUAGAAUCAAACAAGACUGGAAAUAAAUUUCCUCCAUUAUUCACUGCAAAAGAUUUGACUCCUGUUGUGGAAUCACUGCUAAUAAAAAUGAUUGAUGCCAGCAAUGGAUCGAUUGAUGAUUUUAUAAUUUAUUCGAUAGAAGCUCUAUUUGGAGCAUUGCGAAAUGCUGCUGUGCUAAAGGUAGAUGAUCGUAGUAUUCCUCUUAUUGUUGCAGAAAAUGAAUUUUCGAAAGACUUUUUAUGCAAUACACGUGGUUUCGAAUGUGAUUUUCAUAAAAUUAUAGAUAUGUCUCAAUACUGUAGCAAAUCUAUAGUAAAAAGAUGGGGUUUCACAAUAUGUGACUAUUGUUGUGAAUAUUUAAAUAUAAAAUUGAUUGAAGGUGUGCAUCGUCCAAAAGAAACCCCAUUUCUGCAAUCUAGUGAUCAAGACAAAAAAAGUGGAAAAGAAGCUAGUGGUAUUGAUAAACGUAUCAAAAAAAUGAGUAUUAGUGACAGGCUGAAAGUUCUUGAAAUGAAUGGAGUAUCUGGUGAUCACAGGAGUAUUGUAUCUGAACGAAGUUAUGGUAUUGAACAACGACGACGUAAUGAGUGUAAACCAUUGGACAUAAUUGAUCAUAGUAAAGCCAGUACAUCUAGUUUUGAUAAUUCAGCACUAAAUAUUCCAACACGUCCAUUACGUACACCAAGAACGAUGCCUCAUGCUCUUCUUGGAUCACAAGAAAGCGAUGCAUUAAAUCCUAAUGAUUUCCCGCCAAUUAGAGGAAGAGGCAUAAACUAUAAAAGAAGAACUACAGAUAUUAAAUCACCUUUGGGAAAAGGACGUGGAAAAUGACAAACAUUGACAAUUUUGAUAUACUUGGAUUUUUUUAAUAAAACGGACUUUUAUGCAGACUUUAGGAUGUUCUUAUGGAUAAGACUUACAUAAUUUAUGUAUAACAAUUUUAAUAAGAAACUACAAUAUUUUUUUUUACUAGACUGGCAAGAAAAAGAAAAGUAUAACAUAAUAAAAAAGUACAUUAUAUGUACGUAUAAAUAAAAUAAGUUUGUAUAAAUAAUAAAAUUUAUUUUAUUAUCUGCCUACAAA
Messenger RNA from Apis cerana (Asiatic honeybee), 1981 nucleotides. RefSeq names its product protein maelstrom 2. The record is from RefSeq and is a predicted model, not a curated record. Gene Ontology annotation, molecular function: sequence-specific DNA binding. Gene Ontology annotation, biological process: negative regulation of DNA-templated transcription; piRNA processing; regulation of miRNA-mediated gene silencing. NCBI's taxonomy places the organism in Eukaryota, Metazoa, Arthropoda, Insecta, Hymenoptera, Apidae. Gene Ontology annotation, cellular component: nucleus; P granule.